AUGGCCAUUACAACCUCCCUGUUAGCCAGCCUGCCGGUCCCCUUCCUUCCCCCACCGGUUGACGAGGCGUCACUACCAUCGGCACAAUCUGCAGACCUGGUACUUGUUCCGGCUUCAGAUUCUGAAUACGUCCAGACCGCUUAUCUAAAUGGCGAAUCAUGGAAGGGGCCUUUGACCAUGGACCAAUACCUCGAACGAGAAGUCGACCUCCAAUCAGUUACCUUGACUAAAGAUGGCCGUAUUACUUGUUGGCUGCUCACCUCUGGUGCCCUUCCAACCAACCCCGACGGGACCCGCCCUAUCCUUGCCUCCUGCGAAUCAAUCCCCAUGUCUGCUUAUAUCGCCCGAGACGGCCGGGUUCAGAAGGUCCAGGUACAUGGCGUGGCUUCUGUUUACACAAGGCCUGAAUAUCGCGGAAAGGGCUACGCCGGGAGAAUGAUGGCCGACUUGGGCAAAAGAUUGGAGUCCUGGCAACAAAUCGACGGGCAGCAGAACUCCUUUUCCGUCCUCUACAGCGAUAUUGGUCAAAAAUUCUAUGCUCAGUUUGGCUGGAACCCACUUGAAAGCACCCAUAUCCAUCUUUCACCAUUGGCUCGCUCUGCCUAUGAAAACAUUGCGGCAUCAUUGCCCGCCGUACAAGAUCUAUCGGCCUCAGGCCUGCAGAACCUACCCACGUCUCGCCAUGUAGAAGACAAGUUGCAGCGCCUAUCCGCAGAAAAGCCUUCAGUGACUUUCACUGCCAUCAGGCCAGAUCUGGAUCACUUCGAGUGGCACCAUGCCCGGGAAGAGUCCCUCAGUAAAAUUCUUGCAUUGGAUCCGCCAAGCAUAAAAGGAGCAAUACACCGGGAUUCGGGACUUGCUGUGAUUUGGUCCCGCAGAUAUGCUUCACAACCUAAGGACUGGCAACUGGCCAUACUGCACACUGUCAUACCCUCCAACAUCGAACCCUCCGAAGAAAAUCAACGUAUAUUCGCCGCUUUACUCUUGAGAUCACAACUCGAAGCUGCGGAUUGUGGCAUGGCUGCCGGUGUUGACAUCUGGGACCCUUCACAUUUGGUCGUCUCUGCAGCCCAGCUCUUGAGGGCCUCUGAGGAGCCUAAAGUGGAGGUCAUCACUCGUGACAAAGAACACAUAUGCAGUCUUCGAUGGCCCACUGCUCAAGAACAUGAUUUUGUCUGGAUUGACAAGCAGGAAUAUGCCUGGUGUUAA
Molecule: messenger RNA, 1209 nt
Organism: Exophiala aquamarina CBS 119918
Lineage: Eukaryota; Fungi; Ascomycota; Eurotiomycetes; Chaetothyriales; Herpotrichiellaceae
Exons: 1
Coding region: 1-1209 (402 amino acids)
Source: RefSeq, a predicted model, not a curated record